Molecule: messenger RNA, 1191 nt
Organism: Purpureocillium lilacinum
Lineage: Eukaryota; Fungi; Ascomycota; Sordariomycetes; Hypocreales; Ophiocordycipitaceae
Source: RefSeq, a predicted model, not a curated record
AUGGCGACUACAGAUAUCGCGCCCGAGCCGCACGACCGACAGGCGCACCGCCGUCGACCCUUUUCGACCUGGGUCAAGCGACUCACCAACUUCAAGUCCUCGUCGGACGGCGAGCGACCCAAGCGACACACAAAGACCAAGAGGGGCAAGCUGAACAACCCCUACCCGCAAUCCGGCCAUGUCAGCGGCAAUCACAACCACGCCAACGGCUAUGCCAACGGUAACGGCGCCAUUAACGGUCGUGGAAACGGGAGUUCGUACUCGUUUGUGACCGCGCAGACGAGCAGCAUCGUGUCGACGGAUGAUGCAACUCGCGUCUCGGCCGACGCGGACGACCACGCCCCGAUGACUGCCGGGGGGCGGAGCAUGGCGGGCACAACGUCGACGGAGAACGAGGGGCAGCGCUCAAUCAUCGCUCCCAGCUCGCUUGCGGGCACGAGCCGCACCAUGGGCGGAGGCAUUGAUUCGCGAAGAGGCGGAGACAGCACCUUUUCCAGCCCCGCGCCCUCGGUGCGGUCCCUGACGACGACCCUGACUACGAUCCAGUCACUGGCCCCCAACGGCCACCAGGCAUCUGCGCCAGCCCAGCACAGCAACACGCAGUCGAUCCACUUCAGCCAGCCUUUUCCGACCACGUCGCCCGCGUCGGCAAUACCGGCUCAUCUGGCGCCCACCCCCACGGGGCACCCGACGACUUACUCGGCGGCGACGGCCAACGGCCUUUUGACGGACAAUGCCUCCAUCCUGACCCUGGCGUCGUCUAGCAAGCGGCGCAGACGACGCUCCAUGGACACGGAUGCGUCGGUCCGUGCCCUUGCGCCGUCCUCUCUUUGGGGCGGAAGCCGUGAGAGCUUGCCAUUAAGCGUCUUGAGCGCCUCGAUCGAUCCGACCGCCAGCUCGACUACGCCGGGGCUCCACGGAAGCAGCUCGCGCAUCGGGACAGAGCGCACCAGCAUUUAUUCGGCAACAGGCGUGGCGUCUACGCUGCAGGGGGAACGAAACAGCGUCUACACGGCGAAACAAGGAGACGGCGCGAGCGUACGCAGCGGGCUCUUGGGCCACGGCCGGCCAGACAGCAUCAGCGGGGCAAACGCCAUCGCGACGAGCCCGCUGGCCAGCCCUCAGGAGGAGCCCAGCGAGAGGCACGCACUAGACAGGGAAGACGAGCGGCUCGCACGAAAGGAGGAGUAG